Molecule: messenger RNA, 1218 nt
Organism: Spodoptera litura
Lineage: Eukaryota; Metazoa; Arthropoda; Insecta; Lepidoptera; Noctuidae
Molecular function (GO): sequence-specific DNA binding
Source: RefSeq, a predicted model, not a curated record
ACAAUGUAAAUACGCACUUAAUUGAAGACUACUUGAAGUUCUAUGAAUAAAGUACCUAAUAAACAUAGGUUCUUUAAAUAAACAGUUAGAAUCAACAAACAAUUGCUUCAUGGAUAUCUAGUACCUACAUGAAUCUUGUUACAGUAUUUAACUAACGUAACAACUUGUAAACGACAUCUUACUGUUUAUCAAAACAAUAUAUUGACAGCGCGUGACGUAGUUCGCUCGCAUACUUUGUCGUCUUCGAAUAAAGAAGUAAUAUCCGCUAGGUGGUGCGCGUGAAACUCAAAAUGGCGCCGAACGUCAGAGGCGGCACCAACCAAUCCCGCGCGUUGGUCGUCUGGUAAACACAGCGCGGCGCCAUUACUGUAGUCGGCAGCGUGGCGUUAUUUUUUGUGUGGCAUUUUUAAUCAUAUUUUCAAGUUUUAUUAUGGUUCAGUGUGCAGUUAGAGGUUGCAGUUCGAGAUCCGAUGUUCAUAAUCAUGGGGCAGGAGAUAUUCACUUCCACAGGGUACCAAAAAAUCGUCAUGUGCGUAGCAAAUGGAUACAGUCACUACAAAAAGACAACAUAAACGAAAGCACAAGAGUAUGCUCACUACAUUUCGAUGAGAAAAAUUACUGGACGACGAAUAAAGGUUUAAAGAGACUAGUUUCGGAAGCUUUCCCAGACAUUAAUUUGCCACCACCAGACGAGAUUUCGGAAUCAAGCGAUGACGAGGAACAAGCGCCUAAUAUUGUCAUAGUAAACCAGUUACCAGCAGUGAACACUGUAGUACCGAACAUAAGUCAGUCUAUUCCAACAAAUAUAAUUGUCGUUCCACAAUCAAGCACCGGAUUGAGGAUUGCACCACAGAUUGUUAAUCAAAUUUUAGCUCCCGUCAAUGUUGUUAGGACUACAGCGCCGUAUGUUCAAAUACAGGAACAUCAAAUUCAAGGACAAGCAGGGGAAAACUGUAGUGGGAAUGCACCAAAUGAAGGAAACUUCGAGAACCAAGUCAGAACACCACUAGAAAGUAAAUUAAUGACUGAAGUUAAACUGUUACGAGAAGCCAUCGAUUGUUUGGAGGAACAAAAUCGACGUCUACUCGUUAGAAACAAUUUUCUCCAACAGACACUCGAUAACUAUGAAAGAGAAAGAGGGGUAGGAAAUAAUUUUGAUUUUAAACCCGAUGUUUUUGGUCUGUAACACUUGAAAUUCAAUAAGACUUUUGAUAAUUU